CGCCUGAAAGCAGCAUGAAUACAGUAAAAUAACCAGCAGGAGUAGUCAAGAGUGGACCUCAGCAAAGAGCAGCCUCAGCUUCCUGGAUGGAAACGAAACGCAGGAGCUGAGCAGACACAUUAGCUAAUACACACAGGACAGACAGGAGCGAGCAGGACGACCAAACAUGUUUUUAGUUUUUUCUUUAAACCCGGUGCGUGUGUAUGAGAGGCGGUAACGGAGUGCCAGUGGAAUUAGGCGGUGACAGCAGAGGUUAUCAGGCUAUAACAGCCCACUGUAUCAACACAUGUGUCCGUGCCAUAGUACGAGCACUGCGGCUGUGGAUCUGGACUCAGGCAGCUCCUACACCCAGUGGUCCACAGACAAGGAACAUGGAGGCUGUAGCGCCUCUCCGUCCCCCGCAGACGUGCUAGGAGCCGCCUGAUUACUCCCUCCCUGCCUGCAUCGCCCCACCAUGGCCAGCAGGAGUCCCAGCCUGAGCCCAGAAGCCGGGGAUCUGCCACCAGGGACCCCUGAGGCCGGCGCUAAACCCCAGCCGGAGCCCGAGGCUUUCUGCAAGCUGUGCCUCAGCGAGAAGCCGCUUGCGACUACCGGGGAACUGCAGAGCUGCAACUGUGUCUUCUGCACUGCGUGUUUGAAGCAGUAUGUUCAGCUGGCCAUCGUGGAGGGUGGGGGUGCACCCAUCACCUGCCCCGAUAUGGCCUGCCAAAAGGCUGGAGUGCUACUGGACUCCGAGAUAGCUAGCUUGGCCCCAGAAGAACAGGUGGAGCUGUAUCAGCGUCUGAAGUUUGAGAGAGGAGUGAAGUUGGACCCCAGCAAAGCGUGGUGCCCAGUGCUUGAAUGCCAGGCGGUGUGCAGUCUGCAGCUGAGGUCCAGUACUGAGGGCCAGCCCACCGCUGUGCCCUGCCCGACCUGUCACGCCGUCUUCUGCUCCGGGUGCAGAGGGCCCUGGCAGGACGACCACACCUGCCCUGAGCGCCAGCCCAUGAUGUCGCCCUCUCAUGAAAGCAGCGACUCUGAUACGUCCAUCAAGCAGUGUCCAAUGUGUGGUGUCUACAUUGAAAGGAACCAGGGCUGUGCACAGAUGUUGUGUAAGAGCUGCAAACACACCUUCUGCUGGUACUGUCUGCAGAAUCUAGAUGGUGAUAUCUUCCUGAGGCAUUAUGAUAAGGGGCCAUGCAGAAACAAGCUGGGACACUCCAGGGCCUCGGUUAUGUGGAACAGAACGCAGGUGGUGGGUAUCCUGGUGGGGGUCAGCAUCAUCGUGCUGGUGACGUCUCCGCUCCUCCUGCUGGCCUCGCCCUGCAUCCUGUGCUGCGUCUGCAAGCCCUGCAGCGGGAAGAAGAAGAAGAAGAAGAAAAAGAAGAAGAAGAAGGAGUUCGACCAGCCAGACUCCUCCGCAUCAUAGCAGCUCCCCUUCUCAUCAGCCCGGCCCAGGAUCACUCUUCUACUCUCAUGUAGCCCAAGGAAACCAAGAGAGUGCAAGUGCUGCAUGGUGGGAAAACAAUAAAGAUGGAUUAAAAAAUGGAGCACUUUUUCACGACUCGACAGACUGGAAGCCCUGUUAGUGGUUCAGUAAUAUCGUCGAAAUCAAGUGCAGACUUGCAUCUCAAAAAUCGCUCUUCAAAUUACAAGUGUAUGUACUUUAUAUGGUGGAAGUGUAACUAUGAGGAGAAUGAAUGUAACUCGCCCAGUGACGUUGGCAGUGCCUGGAUAGGGCUUUUGUUAUCUCUCUCUCUCUCUCUCUCACACACACAUACAUGCGCAGUUCAAAGUGCAACGCCACCUUCAUGUGCCAAAAUUCAUGAUGCCAAACCAGAGGUUUUAGGUGCUCAAGUGCCUCACUCUACAGUGCCUGGUGCUUGGAUGUAUUUUUUUUUUGCCUUCCAUACAAUCUUUAUCUUAUGCAAAAACUGUAGCAUUAUGAAAAUAGACCAACCAACGGGAUUACACAGGGUUAUAAAUCCCUAAACAAUGCAACAUUCUUUCAUAAUGGGCGUCAUGUGUGCACUGUAUAUUCUGCACUGAUAUGAAACAUGAUAGGGCUUCAAUGGUGCACAGAGAACUUUUCUUCUGCAAAUGUUUGUUGUUUCCACCUGGCAUACGUUCCAGACCAAAGGCACGAAAGGCGAAUGUGGACUUUUCUAAAGUGUGUUCAUGUGUAUUUAUGGGUUGUGUGUGUAUGAUAUCCUGUUAUCAUUUCUACAGUUCUGUUGAUGUUUGUGCAUCAGAUAUUUUAUAAAAGCGCCAUUGUAAUUGAAAUAAACAUACUGUAUUGAACAUGCA
Messenger RNA from Etheostoma spectabile (orangethroat darter), 2286 nucleotides. RefSeq names its product ring finger protein 144B (gene rnf144b). The transcript has 8 exons. Lineage: Eukaryota; Metazoa; Chordata; Actinopteri; Perciformes; Percidae. Gene Ontology annotation, biological process: protein ubiquitination. Gene Ontology annotation, molecular function: ubiquitin-protein transferase activity; zinc ion binding. The record is from RefSeq and is a predicted model, not a curated record. The coding region runs from base 455 to 1408 and encodes 317 amino acids.